UCAAAAUACGUAAAAUAUUAAAGAAAAAUCCCCAUCCCGGCCAUCCUUUUUCUUUCUGUCUCAUCGUCGACCCUCAUAUCGCCGGGGUCUUAGUGCUGUCAAACCAUGCCUCAGCAAACCUCUAAGGUCGCUUUUUAAUGGCGAAUGCUAGCUCGUUAGCUAAAUGACCCCUCUCCCUCUCUGUCUGUGUCUCUCUCUGUCUUGGCUGGAGCUCGGCGGCCAGCUAGCAGCCAGCCUCAGUCGGAAAGCUCAAAAUAACCCGCGAUGAAACGCUGUCUCGGUGGAGCCGUGUCUCAGAUGGUUACCACAAAAUGCAGUAGAAGCGUGGUUAAAGCAGCGGUCUCCAUUCAUAGUGCAGGAUUCUCACAGCUUAGCUUAGCCUAGCUUCCCAGAUAACAAGCUAAAAUGUCUGGAGCUCGUCAGCUUGUGUCAAACGAUGCUGCAUGAGUUAAUCCCGGUAUGGGGGACAUGAAGACCCCAGAUUUCGAUGACCUGUUGGCAGCCUUUGAUAUUCCCGACAUAGAUGCCAAAGAGGCCAUCCAGUCUGCCCCAGAUGAGGCAGAGGCGCCCCAUGGAGCUGCAGGUGCACCUCUCGGAAAGCCGGAUAGCGUGGUGGGCGUUGGGUCGUCUUUGAGACCGCCGAGCCCCUCGGACCCCCAGGCGGACACCUCGAUUGUGAGCGUGAUUGUUAAAAAUAAAGUCCGUCUCGAGCCCGUCGACGGAGGAGACGGAGACGCAGACCAGGACCCUAUUGAUGUGAUCGCAGGUGUAGAUUUGGGUCCUCGACUCGGUGGGUGUGCUCCUGGGAUGGCUGAAUCUGAAGCUCUCAACCAUAAUGGCUUUGGGGCAUCUGGCGUCUCCACGCCGCUUCCCCUCAGCCAGGCUCAGUCUAACGGUGCGCCGUGGUCCAUGAACACUCCUAAGGUUUCUUCAGAAGCAGCAGGUGCCAGCACCACAAAGUCACACAAGCAGGGUGGCAACAUUUUCAACAGACUUAAGCCCCUGGUGUCGCAGGGGUCCGGAGACCCAGUGGGACGAGCCAGAAAGAUGCAGCUCCUACAGCAGCAGCACCAACAGCAGCAGGAUACAGGUCAAGAGAGAGCAGAUGGGGUCAAAGCAUCAUUACCGUCAUCUUCCUCGCUAUCAGCUGGCUCGUCUCCUCUGGCUGCCGGUGGUCCCGUCGGACUGGCUUCACCGUUCUUUCCACCUUCUAAGCCUUUUAACGGAGCUCCCAAAGGUGGGCCUGCUGGAUUUCAGCACCAGCAGAUGGAGGAGGAUGAUUCUGAUCCUGAUUUGGGGAGUCCUCUGGUGAUCCAGGAGACCCCAGACUCUCCGUCUUGCACGCAGCUGAGCCGACGUUACAAAUCCGACUCAACGCAGCCCACGUCCUCUACGGCGUCCCAACCGAAACCUGGGGACACUCCAUCGGGAACGUCUCUGACGUCCUCCACCCCCCAGUCUGGUUCAACAGAGAGUCCUCAGGUGGAGGACAGGCACCCGGAGCACGUCAUAGAAGAGAGAGACUCGCCAGAGAGUCCUGAACCAGAGAUGCCAAAGUCAACGGCCCAGGUCCCGGCAAAGAGGUGCUCCAGCCCCGCGGUGGCCGCAACUCCUCCUCCCUCUGAACUGCGGGAGCCCAAAGAGGAGGAGGAGGAGAUGGAGGUGGGGAAUGGGAUCGACAGAGUUGUUGAUGGCAAAGCUGACAAGGGAGAAAACGUGAGAACAAGUGAGGAAAAUAUGGAAGUGAGCGAUGGCAAGCCUAAACCCCCGUCAUCAACCGAUGUAGGGGAGGCAGGCAUCGCUGUAUCUGCUGCUACUGGAACCCCAUCCCGACCUCUCAAAGUCAGAAUAAAAACAAUUAAAACCUCCACAGGUGGCAUCACCAGAACUGUUACAAGGGUAGCACCUAAAGGUGGUGCUGCGGGGAAAGGCUUGGACCCCAAAGGUCAAACCGGGGAACGUAAGGUCAUGGGAAACAAGGCCCAAAAGCUCGAGGCGUCUCCCGGUCACAUGACAACAAGUUCUCAGAAAGUAAGCGCUCUCAAUGCUUUGCCCGUGUCCACGCUCGCAGCCAGCAGCGUCAUGCUAGCUGCUGCCACCAAGGUCCAAAACAAAAUGGCUGCAUCCGACAAGGCUAAGGUUUCCGCCACCGCCGUUAGCAUCACAAAGUCUGCUGCCCUGCCUGCAACUCCCGCCGUGUCGUCCUCACCGAAGAUCUCAGUCGCUGCUAGCGGGAUCAGCGUGCGCACCGCCACAAACAAAACCGCUAACGGAGGUAGCGGCACCAUCAUACCGGGAACCCUCCAGCCAAACAAGCCCGCCUCCAUCGUCAACAGUACGGGAGCAGUCAUCUCCCGGAGUCAGUCGAGCCUGGUCGAGGCCUUUAACAAAAUUCUGAACAGCAAAAACCUUUUGCCGAGCUACAAGCCCGACCUCUCAGCCCCUCCGCCGCCCGAGUGGGGUCUUCCUCUCCCGGCCACGGGGUACCGCUGCCUGGAGUGCGGAGACGCAUUCGCCCUGGAGCGCAGCCUGGCACGACACUACGACCGGCGAUCGCUUCGCAUUGAGGUGACCUGCAACCACUGUGCUAAGAGGCUGGCCUUCUUCAAUAAGUGCAGCCUGCUGCUACAUGCCCGGGAGCAUAAGGAGCGUGGACUGGUCAUGCAGUGCUCGCAUCUGGUCAUGAGGCCCGUCACGGUGGAGCAGAUGAUUGGACAGCAGGACAUAACCCCAAUAGGUGGCCUGAUCUCCUCUUCGUCCUCCUCUCCUCCAGUCUCCUCUCCCGCUGCCACGCCCGGGGGUCCCGCCGUCUCCGCCAACUCCAGCCCGAUGAAGGACGCCUCGUCUCCAGCAGCUGGUCAGGCUCGACCCGUGCGCCGUGCGCCGCAGGGCCCUCAAGCGCUCAUGCCUCUGCCCUGCAAGAAGGCGGAAGGGCUGCAGUACAGCAACUUCAAAUGUCCAGAGUGCCAAACACAAUUCUCGGGCAAGGCUGAGCUGGUCACCCACUUCCAGCAGAUCAGAGCUGCGUCCAAUUCGACGUGUACGCAGUGCUCGCCUCCCAUGAUGCUCCCCAACUCGUGCGCCGUGUCCGCCCACCAGAGGAUCCACAAACACAAAGCGCCUCAUGUCUGUCCCGAGUGUGGCGGAAUCGCACGGCAGGCCAGCUUUCAGACCCACCUGGAGGAGGCUUGUCUGCACUUUGCCAGGCGCAUUGGCUACAGGUGCUCGAGCUGCCAGGUUGUGUUCGGAGGGUUGAACUCCAUCAAGUCCCACAUCCAGACAGCUCACUGCGAGGUCUUCCACAAGUGCCCCAGCUGCCCCAUGGCCUUCAAGUCUUCCCCCAGCGCCCAGAGUCACAUCAGCACCCAGCACCCGACGCUCACUGGAGGACAGGCCAAAAUGAUCUACAAGUGUGUUAUGUGCGAUACGGUUUUCACCCAGAAACCCUUGCUGUACAUGCACUUCGACACACAUUUAGCCAAGCAGAAAGUUCACGUGUUCAAGUGUCCCGACUGCACCAAGCUCUACGCCCAGAAAGGUUCCAUGAUGGAGCACAUCAAGACUGCUCACCGAGGCCCCUCCGCCAAACUGGAGUCUCAGUCCGACUCCUCCAACGCUGCCUCAGCCCCGGCCAACACAUCCGGCCCCUCCGGUCCCAAGUCCAAGUCCUCUGGAAAGCCGGACAACUCAGACGGAGAGGACUGGGGCCGGGAACAGGAGGAGGAGGAAGAAGAGGAGGAAGAGGAGGACGAUGACGACGACGACUACGAAGCCCCGGGGAGUCACUCCACCGGCACAGGGGCCGCCAGUCAACCGAGCGCCCAGACCGAGUGGACCUGCCCUCAGUGUCAGUCCACCUUCACCGACAAUGAUGAAUAUCUGAGUCACGUGAAGAUGGAGCACGGCAAGUUCCCCUGUCGUAUUUGUGGAGGUACGUUCAGCACAUCUUCCAGCCUGAGACGUCACGAGCGGGUCAUUCACGAGGGCAACAAAAGAGUCUUCCAUUGCCAAUAUUGCACAGAAGGCAAACGCACCUUUGGCAGUCGGUUCUUACUGGACAAACAUGUCCGUCUCCAUCACAGAAGCACAGAUGGGCAGGGCCCUCCCUUGACCAGGAAGCGUGCAUCUACAGGAGGAGAAGGACCGGGCAGCUCCUCAGAACAAGACGGCGAAGUCGGGCCUCCCGCAAGCAGAGCAGCAGGAGACGAGGAGGAGAACACCACGGAGGACGGCGGGGGUCCUGCAAAGAGAACCAGGGCGUCCGUGACGCCGGCGUCGUUGGCGGCCGGCGAGUUAGAGGAGGAAGACAACGUUUUCCGCUGCGUCCCCUGCGGCUUCUCCACAGAGGACGGGGCGGAGUUCCAGCGGCACAUCCCCCAGCACCGGGGGGACACCGCCUCCUUCCAGUGCCUGCAGUGCGGCGUGUGCUUCGCGUCGGCCGGCUCUCUCAGCAGGCACCGCUUCAUCACCCACCGGGUGCGGGAUAACCAGGGCGACGCGGACCGCGGCACGCCCCGCGCCCACGGCUCUCCGGACGGCUCCCCCGCCGGCUCCCCCCAGGCGCUGGGCGAGGACGGCGAGGGGAAUCUGGGCUGCAAGGUGUGCGGCCGACGUUUCGACAAGGCGUCGGACCUCAACACCCACUUCAGGACCCAUGGCAUGGCCUUCCUCACCGCACACAAGACAGACAAGCCCCAGUAGAAGAAGAAGAGGAGGUGGAGGAGGAGGAUGGGACUGAUUGAGGAGAGAGGCUGUAGAAUAUGAAUGUUGAUGAAACACAGCUGCCCUUGUGCAGUUGCUUUUUUUUUUUUUUUUUUUAGACACAACAAACCGUUUUACUCUCUACUGUGCGAUUGUAAUUGCAUGUUUGAUCACGUUACUGACCCCACCUGUGAUAGACUCUUACGUAGAACAGCCCCUCCUCUCCCAAGUAAAGCAUUUAUAUUUCAGCCACUCUGUGUCUAAUACAUCCUGUCCUCACAUUUCAACCGCUCUCACUCUGCACUGACCGUAGCCACCUGCCUGAUCCUUAACACGCAUACACACAUAUCUCCCACUGUGCUCCACGCGGCCGUCGUUCCCAUAUUUUGUACAUUGCUCCUCAUACUCACGCUUGUUUGCCUCAAAAGUCCAAAAGUCAGUUUCAAGAGUUUCAGAAGCUGGUACAACUCACCUCGAGACAAAAAAAAAAGAAAGAAAGAAAGAAAAAAAGCAUGAAGAGGAGCGUCAGGAGACUUUGACACUGAUUUUUAUGUUGCUAUAAUAUUUAUUUAUACGAAAACGCAUCACUGCUGUUGGUAUUUGUGAGUCGGUUGCGUCAAAUCUUAACUAGACAUGGUGCAAUUUUGCCGCAGACGGAGACGAGAGUUUCUUGACGGCACUAGGUCAGGAGUCGGACGGUUACCGGAGGUCUGUAACCUGUGUAGUGUGAAUAAUGUGUGACGUUGUUAAUCGUUUAACUAGAAGAAGAAGAAGAGGAAGAGAGGUCAGGCUUCCUGCCAGUAGUGUAUGUGUACUGAGUUUUGCCAUGUAAAUACAUAUAAUUACACUAAAAGAAAGCGUUCUGGUUUUAGUAACUUGCUAUGAUAAUGUGAAUACGUAUAGUAUUUGUACUUGUACCGUUCCCUUUUUUUCCAAAACGAUUUGAAGUCUAAAAGUAAAAAAAAAAAAAAAAAAAAAAGAAGAAAAAGAAAUCUACCCCACGCAAAGUAUGCUGUACAUUGUAAUUACAAAGCAGAGGGAGGUUGUGUUGUCUUAAUGUGUAUGAAAACAAAUGUUUAUCUCCUUGAGACGGUUCUUUUUUUAUCUACAGAAUCAGUGCUUGCUGUACUCACAUAUUUCUUUUGUACGUUUCAAAACCAGCCCUCGCGCUUGUCGUGUGACGGAGGCCUACGAGUGGGGGUUAUUUUUUCUUUCUUUUUUCUUUUUUUUUUUUGGUUUUUGUUUGUAUCUUUUUUAUAUGUCAUAUCAUAUUUAUAUAGAUCAAUAGUGGAAAGUUCAUGUCAUUUUCUUUUCCAUGGUUGUGGUCUGCUUGCUGAAAUGCCAUACACUUUUGUGCUGUUUGGAAAUAAAUGUGGAAAAAACAAA
Mugil cephalus (flathead mullet) is the source of this 6087-nucleotide messenger RNA. It is a transcript of the gene znf687b, whose product is annotated as zinc finger protein 687b. The record is from RefSeq and is a predicted model, not a curated record. Bases 460 to 4701 code for a protein of 1413 amino acids. Lineage: Eukaryota; Metazoa; Chordata; Actinopteri; Mugiliformes; Mugilidae. The transcript has 10 exons.